AGACCUCCGUUUGGCGUUCAAUGUUGACCAUAAUAUUCUAUUAGAACAAUUAGAGUAAGCUGUAGGCAUUACAGGUACUGCGCUGCAGUGGUUUGUAUCAUGUCUAUCUAAUAAACUCCAGUUUGUUGUAAAUGGAGAGUCCUCUUCACACACUGAGGUUAAUUAUGGAGUUCCACAGGGUUCAGUGCUUGGACCAAUUCUGUUUACAUUAUACAAGCUUCCCUUAGGCAGUGUCAAUUUGAUGUUAAAGUGCAAUCCAGAAUCUAAAAUGACUACAAAACUUUUAACUGGUGGUUAUACCCUUCAGCCAGUGUCCCUAACACACAUUUCAGUUUAGGGCCAGUUAAAAUUAUUUCAAUUUUUUUAAUUAAGGCUUAAAAGGUUUGCAGUAACUGAUUUGAUAAUGUCAGUUAAACACAAUGUUAGAGACUUCAGGACAGGUCAUAUUGCAGGGUACACUAAAUCUGAGAAACUGAGUUAUGACAGUAGGUUUAACAGCUUAUUGACACUCGAUUGGAUUUUGUUCUCCAUUUUAUCCAUCUACUUUUCUUUUGUGUGUGUGCGUGUAUGUGUUGUCGGUGUUGUUUGGGGUUCUUUUCUCCCAUCAUGGUACGGAUAUGUUUUUGAUUGCGCCAUCAUUUCAUGCUCUAUUCCUGUAAGUAUUAGUUAGUAGUCCAAUGUUUAGUUUCAUGACCAAAGAUAGAACCACAAUUCUGUUUGGUUAGUUAUCUGUCAUUAGGGACAGUUGUCCACCUUCCUCCAUUGUGGAAUUUCUAGGUUAAAAAUAAGUUUGUAACCUACUUGCUAACAAUUGUUCGGUUACUGUCCUCUCAGAACUUUGAAUGAGACUCAGCCGUGGACGUCACCUCAGGUUUCAGAGCGCUACCUUUCAGCUCAUUAUCCAACAAUGGGCCAGAUUAGCCCUCGAACACGCAAGUCGAUGAGCCUCGACAUGGGUCAGCCUUCACAGGCCAACACCAAGAAGCUCUUGGGCACCCGGAAGAGCUUUGAUCAUCUCAUAUCAGACUCCAAAGCACCAAAGAGACCAGAAAUGGAGUCAGGCAUGACUACCCCUCCAAAGAUGAGGCGUGUAGCAGAGAACGACUAUGAGAUAGAGACACAGAGAAUUGGAAACUCUCACCUUCGCAAGGUGUCUGUAUCAGAGUCCAAUGUUCUGCUGGACGAGGAGGUGCUUACCGAUCCAAAGAUCCAGGCUCUGCUGCUCACUGUGCUGGCCACCCAGGUCAAAUACACCACUGAUGACUUUGACCAGCGGAUUCUGUAUGAGUAUUUAGCUGAAGCUAGUGUUGUCUUCCCAAAGGUUUUUCCAGUUGUCCACAAUCUACUGGACUCCAAGAUCAACACUGUGCUAUCCAUGUGCCAGGAUAUCAAUCUCCUGAACCCUGUCCACGGCAUUGUCCAGAGUGUGGUGUACCAUGAGGAGUCACCCCCCCAGUACCAACCUUCCUAUUUACAAAGCUUUGGCUUUAAUGGACUUUGGAGGUUUGCUGGACCCUUCUCUAAGCAAACCCAGAUUCCAGACUACGCUGAGCUGAUUGUCAAGUUCUUGGAGGCAUUGAUUGACAGCUACCUGCCAGCAGCUGACGAGGAACGAGGGGAGGAGCAACUGAGGACACCUACUUCCCCCUACCCUCCUACCAGCCAGAGCCAGCUUAGCAUCACUGCCAACCUCAACCUGUCAAACUCGAUGACCUCACUGGCCACUUCACAGCACUCACCAGGUGUCCAUCUCUCUCUACAACAAAAAGCAUACAGUCACUCUAACUCUCUGUAUUAAAGCUUCCUGUUUUUUCACCUCGUCUACAUGUUUUACUUCAUCAUCUAGUGAAAUCAAAUCAAAAUGUUCUCAUCCAAGUCACAGUCCAGAGAGAAAGCUGGUCACAU
Molecule: messenger RNA, 1905 nt
Organism: Haplochromis burtoni (Burton's mouthbrooder)
Lineage: Eukaryota; Metazoa; Chordata; Actinopteri; Cichliformes; Cichlidae
Product: neurofibromin-like
Exons: 8
Coding region: 908-1798 (296 amino acids)
Source: RefSeq, a predicted model, not a curated record